Molecule: messenger RNA, 489 nt
Organism: Trypanosoma grayi
Lineage: Eukaryota; Euglenozoa; Kinetoplastea; Trypanosomatida; Trypanosomatidae
Exons: 1
Coding region: 1-489 (162 amino acids)
Source: RefSeq, a predicted model, not a curated record
AUGUUUUCAAAGUACCUACGGAUACACAGGCGUUCAAAGACAAUUAGUACAGCGGAGGUUCCAGCACAGGAAGCCCCAUUGGUGUCGCUGACUCCACCCACACUGUCGCCCAGUGAGGGGACAAAGAGACCAGCGGCUGUUGAUGGCGUAGCGGCGCUGAGUAGUGGAGUUCAGUGUAAUAAGGAUAGUGGCAAUGCCGGAAGAGGUGCUUCAACGGCACCAGCAGAUCUGUGCGAGUUGGAUGUUUACGAGCAGCACCAUCACGGUAGUAGUGGUGAUGGACGCAGCAAGGACGAUGAUGACUUCGUCCUGGAGGAGGAGCAGAGACGGCCCGUCAAUACCGCCCGGCUGUUGUGCAGUGGCGCAUUGCCGUCCGCCGAUCACAACGACGACGACGACGACAAUGAUGAGAGGUACGCGUCUCUUCGGCCAGCGGGGGCGGUUGGCCCCAUGGCAAGUANAUCACAACGACGACGACGACGACAAUGA